AUGAGCAGUUUCUAUGGAAAGAACCAUGCAGGCUGGGAUUCUUGGGAGACCUGGCAGCCACACUCCGCAUCGGCCUGCUGGAACGGCACUACCUGGAGCUCCAAGGCUCUCAGUGCCCCUGAGAAGGAUGGAGACUGGUGGAUGUCCUCCAAUGGAAGCAAUGGCAGCGAAGGUUGGAGCCAAGGUAGCCACGGCCAAAGCUGGUACGCUGCUGCCAAGAAGAAACACGCCAGCGAGGCUUCGGCUCUCAAUGGCACGGCUUCUCAAGGACGUCUUGUGACCAAGGAGCCGAAGGAAAUCCAGGAGCCCGAGCGACCCCUGCGGGCAGCUUCCGCUCCGGCCUCGGCGCACGCAGCGCAGGCGCUGCGGGCGCCGCCGGAGCGGCCUGUGAGUCGCCCGCGAACGACGCCCGAGGGCGGUGGGGCGGCAGCUCUGCUGGUGGAGGCAGAGCACAAGGCGCGUGGGCGCCAGAGGCCAGAUCGGCCCCAGCCAAGCCUGAUGGAGGUGCAGGAGGCCGCCGAUGCCGUACAGUCGGCUCAGUCCGCCCUGCUGGCCAUGGAGGAGAACGGGGACAACGGGCACCGGCCCAAAGAGAAGGAGCACAAGGAGGCGCGGAAAAGGCUUGCUCAAGCAUACCAGAAAGCUCUACGGCGAUGCGCGUUCUGCCCUGGAAAGGAGCUAGAUGCCUUGAAGUGGCUGGAAGACUUUGAGGAUUUUGGCGAAACCAGCCGGGCAGAGAAGGCAGAUGACCUGUCGCUGACAUACCCACAGCGCCACGAGGAUCAUCCGGAGUGGCGGCCAGAUGUUCCGGACUACCUGGCGGCCCUGCAGGUCUGCGAGGCGACGCAACAGCCCCUGGAGCGUGUUUGGACCCUUCUGCUGGAUCUCCGGAAGAAGGGUCUGGAUAUGGAUAGCUCUUGCGAUCGGGACCGGAAGGAGAUCGAAGCUGUCCGGCAGAAGCUGGCAAAGAAAGAACAAAAUCCCAAGGAGGUCGAAGAGACCUUUGAAGAGUUGGAAAGACAGCUGAAGGAUGCACAGGAGGCCGUGGCCUACGCCGAGUUCCUGGCCUCCCCAGAUCCAAACUCCCUGCAGCAGCAUGCGGAGAGGUGGCUGCUGCCAGCGGCACAUCCCAGGGCCGUGGCCGCUGUGUUGCGUCUGGGCAGCUUGCUGCAGCGCACCGGUGGUGGCCGCGCGGAUCUGGACGCAGCGGUGCGGCGCUUGGGGGUGCUUCCAAUCCUGGAGGCCUUCCAUGAAAACCCCCAGCGCCUGACGCUGGUGCAGGACCUAGGGCUCUUCACCACUGAAGCCUUGAGGUCUCUGGGUAUUCACACCAUCAGUGAAAACGGAAGUGAAUCUGCAUGGCGGCAGGAAGCAGCGCGAGCAGUGCAUCGGCAGGCGAUGCUGAGAAGAUGGAGCUCCUGGAAUGAAGCCCAAGGUCCCGGGAGCUUUGCGUGGUUGGCCUAUGAUCUUUCCAGUCAGUUCGAGCAAUUUCGAUGUGACGGCGAGGUUGUAGGUCGUGCGCCAAAGAGUCCAACGGUUUCAGAGGAGCUUUUCCCCUCCUUGGAACAGGAUAAGCGCCCAGAUCACGCGGAACGAAGAGCGUUGAUGCUCCUUGCAGAAAAGUUGCUGCAGGGAUUUUCGGAGGGCGGAUGCGAUUGCAUAGAGGUUCGCGGAGUGCUUAUGCUGUACACGCCCUUCCCACCAGAGACAGCCAGCAUUUUUGCCAUGCUGCAAUUCCUGCAGUUAUUUCCCUGGGUGGAGAUGCAUGUGGCAUAUGAUGAUGCCGUGGAUCUGAGCCGCCCAGGUGCAGUGGAAAGAAUCAGGUGUGCACACAAGGAGCUGAAAGUGGAAGCUUUGAAUGGUAACCAUGGAAAGUCCUGA
Cladocopium goreaui is the source of this 1881-nucleotide messenger RNA. Lineage: Eukaryota; Dinophyceae; Suessiales; Symbiodiniaceae. The record is from the annotation of a GenBank genome assembly.